Cyanistes caeruleus (blue tit) is the source of this 417-nucleotide messenger RNA. The record is from RefSeq and is a predicted model, not a curated record. Lineage: Eukaryota; Metazoa; Chordata; Aves; Passeriformes; Paridae.
CACAUCGAGAUGGGGCGGCUGCUGGGCCCCGCCCCCGACCCACUGGUGCUCUACGUCAGCGGCGGCAACACCCAGGUGAUCGCGUACUCCCGGCACCGGUACCGGAUCCUGGGCGAGACCCUGGACGUGGCCGUGGGGAACUGCAUUGACCGCCUGGCCCGGCUGCUGCAGAUCCCAAACGCCCCCAGCCCCGGCUACAACGUGGAGCAGCUGGCCAAGAGGGGCCACCGGCUGAUCCCGCUGCCCUACGUGGUCAAGGGUCUCGACGUCUCCUUCUCGGGGCUCCUGUCCCACCUCCAGGCUGUGACCCCCAAACUGCUGGGGUCAGGGGAGGCGACGCCGGAGGAUUUGUGCUUCUCCCUGCAGGUGGAGGGGCUGAAAGACGGGGUUUUGGGGGGGAUUUGGGGGCCGCGCUGA